AUGGGCGACAGUAACAGAGAGCCAGGCAAUCCGAUGGCCCGCAGUGUCGCAGGAGGUGCGAGACCACCCGCAACCACAUCCGCCUUGAAUGCCUUGAACAUCGUAUCCCCUCCCGGCUCGAGAACACCUCCCAGCAUGCCAUCCAAAACAACCCUUUUCUUCCCAGAGUCAACGGGAAGACGACAAAAUAGUCGAAACACUAUGGAGCCGGUCGAUCCUGAUGCGCUGACGAAAGCCUUGAAAGAGUACGAGGAUGCUGGGCGCGCCCGGGAAAGAACUCCAGGCACAAGCCCCAGUCGAAAACGACAGCGAGUAUACGGCGACAGAUUUAUUCCAAAUCGAGAAGGUCAAGACCUUCAAGCAACCUAUAGUCUGCUUCACGAGGAUGGUUGCCCUUCCACACCAUCCAAAUCAAAGAAGCGCACCCCUCACUCAGAGCUGCAUUUCCAAAGGACGGAAGAAGCAAACAGAAUGUACUCGCGAGUCUUGCGCAGCGAGCUUUUUGGCAGUACUGUCCCUCAAGCUGAUCUGGACUCCCUCGCGUCCGACCCUCUACUGGGCCUCAGCGCUGGUAUCAAUGACAAGACUCGUUCGCAUACACCACCUUCACACGUGGUGUCGGCUCUCCCCCCAGCCAGCAUCACCCCGUCAACCCCCCACAAAAACCUCUUUAAUUACGCCUCCCCACGUGCGGGAUCGGGCCACCCAACACCAUCCAAAACACCGCGCAGUCAACAUGGUCCAAAUCUCAAUGUACGCUCAGAGCUCUACAGCCUAUCUCCAAUCCGCUAUGAUAGCCAAAGGAUCCUUGAAACUCCUCGCAAACAACCCCGCUAUGUAAACAAAGUCCCGUAUAAGGUGCUUGAUGCCCCCGACCUACAGGAUGAUUUCUAUUUGAAUUUGGUCGACUGGGGUAGCAGUAAUGUUCUGGGGGUCGGCCUGGGAAACUCGGUUUACAUGUGGAAUUCGCAAACCGGAAGGGUAACGAAACUGUGUGAACUCAAGGACGAUACAGUUACGAGCGUCAGCUGGAUUCAAAGGGGCACCCAUCUUUCCAUCGGCACUGGCAAAGGUUUAGUGCAAAUAUGGGAUGCAGAGCGUUGUCGUCGUCUCCGAACCAUGAUAGGCCAUACCAAUCGUGUUGGUGCGCUGGCCUGGAACGACCACAUUCUCACAUCUGGCUCCCGAGAUCGUCUCAUUUUCCAUCGUGAUGUUCGGUCUCCCGAUCAAUACCUCCGUCGAUUAUCGGGGCAUAAGCAAGAGGUUUGUGGUUUAAGAUGGAAUACCGAAGAUGGCCAGUUAGCUUCCGGUGGCAAUGACAACAAGCUCCUGGUGUGGGACAAGUUGAAUGAAACCCCACUCUAUCGCUUUUCCGACCACACUGCGGCUGUAAAGGCCAUUACCUGGUCUCCACACCAGCAUCACCUCCUCGCAUCUGGAGGAGGUACAGCCGAUCGCACGAUCAAAUUCUGGAACACCUCCACCGGAUCCUUGAUUAAGGAAGUCGACACCGGUAGCCAGGUUUGCAACCUCGCCUGGUCCAAAAACUCCGAUGAGAUUAUUAGUACGCACGGUUACAGCCAAAACCAGAUUGUCAUCUGGAAGUAUCCUCGAAUGGAACAGAUUGUAUCAUUAACUGGCCAUACGUUCCGCGUCCUCUAUCUGGCCAUGAGCCCUGAUGGCCAAACUGUGGUCACCGGUGCUGGAGAUGAGACGCUGAGGUUCUGGAAGAUCUUCAACAAACGACCCGGAAGAGAGCACGGCCGAGAAGGCAGCAAAUUAGCGGAAUGGGGCACUAUUCGGUAA
Aspergillus ochraceoroseus IBT 24754 is the source of this 1806-nucleotide messenger RNA. RefSeq names its product WD40 repeat domain-containing protein. The record is from RefSeq and is a predicted model, not a curated record. Gene Ontology annotation, molecular function: protein binding; ubiquitin ligase activator activity; anaphase-promoting complex binding. Gene Ontology annotation, biological process: anaphase-promoting complex-dependent catabolic process; positive regulation of anaphase-promoting complex-dependent catabolic process; positive regulation of ubiquitin protein ligase activity. The coding region runs from base 1 to 1806 and encodes 601 amino acids. The transcript is spliced from 4 exons. Gene Ontology annotation, cellular component: anaphase-promoting complex. NCBI's taxonomy places the organism in Eukaryota, Fungi, Ascomycota, Eurotiomycetes, Eurotiales, Aspergillaceae.